AUGGACUUUUAUUACGCAAACGAGCAGGCUAUCCUCACGGCUGUGGGCGCAUUGUCCGGCAUCAUCGCCCACAAUGCCGUCUACAUCCGGGGAGAGUGGCAUGUCCAAGCGCCUCAAAUCACCAUUCAACUCUUUGUUCUAUAUGCCGGUUUGCCUGUACUGGCACAGACUCUGAAAGAUACCGCGGUGGCUGGAAUUCUUCAGGGAGUCAUAUUCUGGAGUUAUGGGUAUCUGCCCGGCCUGAUUGCGAGCAUUCUCUUGUAUCGCGUCUUCUUUCAUCCUCUCACUAGAGCUGGAUUCCGGGGGCCGUGGUACGCAAGAUGCACCAAGAUCUGGCACAUGUGGGCGGCCAGGGGCUCAAAGAAUCACCAUGUUCUUGACGACAUACACAAGAAAUACGGAAAUUUCGUGAGAACAGGCCCUGCCGAAAUCACAGUGUUUCAUCCAGAUGUCUUCAUGGCAGUCGAUGGACCGCGCUCCGAAUGUGUCAAGGCAGAAUGGUAUGACAUCUUACACCCGGGCCAGGCCCUUGUCACGGCACGAAACAAGUCGGUCCACGCAAUUCGUCGUCGUGAAUGGAACAGCGGCUUUACUACAAAAGCCCUGGCGGAACAUGAAGCCAAAAUCCUCAAAUACGUCGAUAAGCUGGAUCAAUGCAUCGAGCAGGAUGCUAAGCUGCAAAAGGUGACAAACAUGCGAGACUUGCUCCUUUGGUUCGGCUUUGACAUCAUGGGAGACUUUGUCUUUAGCAAAUCCUUUGGCAUGCUUGAGAACCAGCAGUGGCAUCACAUUAUUGUGCGCCUGCAGCGGGCCCUUUCUCUGCUGGGCCCUUUUAGUUCGGUGCCAUGGCUCAUCCAGGUUGGCUUCAAGUUGGCUCCUCGAGUCAGCGUUCUGAAGGAUUGGUUUGACACAGUGGCGUGGUGCCAGUCUCAGAUGCGCGACAGACUCGAAAAUGGGAGCUCCAGCCAGUCGCAAGAUUUGUCCUACUACUUGAUGGAGAAGGAUUCCGAAGGACAUGUAUUCUCAGAGAAUGAGAAGUGGCACUGGGCAGCAGGAGACAGUCUGUUGGCCAUUGUGGCUGGAAGUGAGCCAACAGCAGUUGCUCUGAUUGCUGUAUUCUGCGAGCUUGGCAAACACCCAGAGCACGCUGAAAAGAUUCACCAAGAAGUCAGGAAUGUAGAUGUCACAGAUCUCAAGACACUCGUCAAUCUGCCACACCUCAACGCCGUCAUGAAGGAGUCCCUUCGCUUACAUCCCGCUCUCCUCACGGGCGGCAAUCGCAAGACGACGUCAUUUGGCCUGACCAUUGGCGAUCAGUUUAUCCCCCCCAACACGACGAUUGUGGCUCCUCGAUACACCAUCGGCAGACUCGAAAGCUGCUUUGAGAGGGCUUCUGAAUUCGUCCCAGAGCGCUGGACGACUCGGCCCGAAAUGGUUCGCAAUGCAGCAGCGUAUGCUCCAUUUGGGACGGGCCACCACAGCUGCCUGGGUAAGACCCUGGCCCUGGACACAAUGAAGUAUGUGCUGGCAAGGAUCCUGAAGAACUAUCGUUUCCACGCCGCGCCGGGGGACGAUAGCUUAAGUGCCCUGGAGACUGUGAAGGACCAGUUUACGUCAAAUCCUGGCACCUUGAGAUUGCAAUUCGAGAGGAGACAUGCGACUGACUAG
This is a messenger RNA of Trichoderma aggressivum f. europaeum, 1668 nucleotides long. RefSeq lists its product as uncharacterized. The transcript is spliced from 5 exons. Gene Ontology annotation, molecular function: oxidoreductase activity, acting on paired donors, with incorporation or reduction of molecular oxygen; monooxygenase activity; heme binding. Bases 1 to 1668 code for a protein of 555 amino acids. The record is from RefSeq and is a predicted model, not a curated record. Lineage: Eukaryota; Fungi; Ascomycota; Sordariomycetes; Hypocreales; Hypocreaceae.